AUGGACGAACAAAAGCCAACAGCGUCUGAUUCUUCUAAGAGUGCAGUUGUUCGUCGAUUGGACAACGUUAGAAUGGCACAAAAUGUUCUUGUGAUUUGGUUGGACAGCAAUAUUGAUGACAACAGUGCCGAUUGCCAACAUAUGAUUACUCAAUUACAACAUGUUGUCAACACCAUCAACACAUUUGCUGAUGCUGAUCAAUGCAGAGAUUUUCUCACAAAAAUAUACAAUGAAAAAGUCGUAAUGAUAAUGUCUGAUACAUUAUGUGAAAAUUUUGUGCCUCUAAUUCAUGAUAUCAUGCAAAUUGAUACCAUUUUAAUCUUUAGUGAAAAUAAAACAAAAUAUGAACGAUGGGCAAAAGAUUGGUGUAAGAUCAAGGGCAUAUUCACGGAGAUCUCAUCGAUCUGUGAAGCUCUCAAACAAGCUGUUCGACAAUGCGAACAAAAUUCCAUCUCCAUUAGCUUUGUGUCCACAAAUGGUGAUAUCUCUAAUGAAAACUUGGAUCAAUUAGAUGUAUCAUUUAUGUAUACGCAAAUUCUCAAGGAAAUAAUAUUAACAAUUAAAUUCAAACAAGAACAUAUCAAAGAAUUUAGCGAUUACUGUUGUGAACAAUCUUCAUCAUCACAUCGAACGACUUCAUUCGGAACAACUUAA
Rotaria sp. Silwood2 is the source of this 654-nucleotide messenger RNA. The record is from the annotation of a GenBank genome assembly. Lineage: Eukaryota; Metazoa; Rotifera; Eurotatoria; Philodinida; Philodinidae.